AUGCAUCAGGUAAUGCGAAUGUACGAUGCAGAAUUUACAGACGCCCAGUUAUUAGAUCAAGGCAUUCCCGUAGACGACACAGAGGCUAUCGCUAUUGUAGAGUCCGGUACAAUGUUCGUCGGUGGGCGACUUAGUUACGCAAACUACUCGUCCAAUUUCAAGCAUCCAGUGAUCCUACUCAAUCGACAUCAUGUGACUGAUCUUAUUAUUCGCCACUAUCAUGGCAGAGAAGAACAUAGUGGCGACAUCGUUUUGAUACCAUCUGAAACCACAACACGUGACCAAUGGCCCAUGGGUAUCAUCGGUGCUGUGGAGCCAGACGGAGAUGGACUGGUGCAAACGGCUGAAGUGCAUACGGUUGGCGACAAGAUAAGAAGAGAUAUACAUCGUCUAUGUCUAUUAGAAGGAGACGACUAG
Molecule: messenger RNA, 417 nt
Organism: Echinostoma caproni
Lineage: Eukaryota; Metazoa; Platyhelminthes; Trematoda; Plagiorchiida; Echinostomatidae
Source: the annotation of a GenBank genome assembly